Messenger RNA from Episyrphus balteatus (marmalade hoverfly), 1312 nucleotides. RefSeq names its product protein mab-21. NCBI's taxonomy places the organism in Eukaryota, Metazoa, Arthropoda, Insecta, Diptera, Syrphidae. The record is from RefSeq and is a predicted model, not a curated record. The coding region runs from base 199 to 1296 and encodes 365 amino acids. The transcript is spliced from 2 exons.
GCAACUGUCGUCGCCGGGUGUGUUCGCUGUUGGCCAUAAUUAUUCUUUCCGACGAAACACAAUUUAUUUUAACGAAAUAUUUUCUGUGACGUGUGCGACGGCAUUUCGUGUGGUUGACAAUUUCGAUUCGAAGUUGAAAAAAGAAAUUCGAUAUCGAAAAAAUAAAUAUAAACCGUUUUUAAUUAAUAUUCUGUUAAAAUGCUGGUCCCUUCGGACAUGAUAGCGGCCCAAUCCAAAAUGGUGUACCAAAUGAACAAAUAUUGUGCGGAUCGAGUGCAAGCUCGUAAAGCUCAAAUCCACAAGACCAUUCAAGAGGUCUGUCGAAUUGUUCAAGAUGUCUUAAAAGAAGUCGAAGUUCAAGAACCUCGAUUUAUAUCGUCCCUCAACGAUUAUAACGGUCGUUUCGAAGGUCUCGAAGUGAUUUCGCCGUCCGAAUUCGAAAUUAUAAUUUAUCUCAAUCAAAUGGGUGUGCUGAACUUUGUCGAUGAUGGCACUUUGCCGGGUUGUGCUGUCCUCAAACUGAGUGACGGUCGAAAACGUUCCAUGUCAUUGUGGGUGGAAUUUAUCACUGCAUCGGGUUAUUUGUCAGCACGCAAAAUACGUUCACGAUUUCAAACAUUGGUAGCGCAAGCAUGUGACAAAUGUGCCUAUCGGGAUAUUGUGAAAAUGAUUGCCGACACAACCGAAGUGAAAUUAAGGAUACGCGAACGUAUUAUUGUACAAAUUACGCCGGCAUUCAAAUGUGCUGGAUUAUGGCCGCGUUCGGCAUCACAUUGGCCAUUGCCGGGUAUACCAUGGCCACAUCCGAAUAUUGUUGCUGAAGUUAAGACUGAAGGAUUUGAUAUGCUGUCGAAGGAGUGUAUAGCAUUGCAGGGAAAGAAUUCAGCAAUGGAGGGCGAUGCUUGGGUUUUGAGUUUUACCGAUGCAGAAAAUCGGUUAUUGCAAGGUGCCAGUCGGCGUCGGUGCUUAAGCAUCCUGAAGACAUUGCGUGACCGUCAUUUGGACCUGCCUGGCAAUCCUGUCACCUCGUACCAUCUAAAGACAUUGCUACUAUACGAGUGCGAGAAGCAUCCUCGCGAAAUGGAAUGGGAGGAGAAUUGCAUUGCCGAUCGGAUAAAUGGAAUCUUCCUGCAACUGAUAUCCUGCCUUCAAUGUCGACGUUGUCCACAUUAUUUCCUGCCAAACAUGGACUUGUUUAAGGGCAAGAGUCCCGGCGCUUUAGAGAAUGCUGCCAAACAAGUGUGGCGAUUAACGAGGAUAAUGCUGACGAAUGUUCGUUGUUUAGAAGAAUUGUAAACGCGAUCAUUUUUUU